AUGCCGUUCAAACCGCCGCCAUGGGUACCUGAACUUCAAAUUGACCCUCCGGACACGAUCUCUAUUGCGGACUUCAUGCUGGAUGAGAAAUACGGACGUCGUGCUUUCACCGAAUCUAGGGCGCCUUUUAUCUGCGGCAUCUCGGGCAAAGCGCCUUCUGCAUUUGCCGUGAAAGAACAAGUGGAACUUCUCGCACGAGGUCUUGCAAAAGAGCUUGGAUGGCAGCCAAACGAAGGGAAAGAAUUCGAUAAAGUCGCUGGCAUUUUCAGCCUGAAUACGAUCGACUACCUUCCAUUGACUUGGGCAGUCCAUCGCCUCGGAGGUAUCGUUACCCCUGCAAACGCUCAAUACUCAAGCUCCGAUCUUGCACAUCAACUUAAAGACUCCGGUUCGAGGUGCUUGUUCACAUGCUGGCCACUUCUGCAAACUGCCAUCAAAGCCGCAAAAGAUGCAGGCAAACAAGAGCCAAGCAUUGACGCUCUGAGAUGGAACAAGGGUGAGGGUAAGAGGCGAGCUGCUUUUAUCUGCUACUCGAGCGGAACUUCGGGUCUCCCGAAAGGGGUCAUCAUCUCGCACCACAACGUUAUCACGAAUACGAUGCAAGUUUGCACGUUUGAAAAUCCAUCUCGCGAACGGUCCAGUGAAAGGCUAGCCCAGAAGCCAUACAUGGAAAAUGUACUGGGUCUGCUCCCUCUAAGUCAUAUCUACGGCUUGGUCAUGAUUGCGCAUUGCAGUGUGUGGAGAGGAGACGGAGUUGUGAUUUUGCCAAAGUUUGAGUUCAAAGAGUGUCUCCAGGCAAUCCAGGACCACGCAAUCAACACCUUGUUUCUAGUUCCGCCUAUUGUCAUCCUCAUGACGAAGAGGCAGGAUCUUCUGCGACAGUACGACCUCAGCUCUGUCCAUACGAUUUUCACUGGUGCUGCGCCUUUGGGCCAAGAGACAGCAGAAGAACUGUGGAAAGUGUUUCCAAAGUGGCUUAUCAGACAAGCUUAUGGCCUCACAGAGACGUGCGUGGUUGUCAGCUCGUCGGCCGAUUUCGAUAUCUGGUUGGGAUCCUCUGGCUCUCUAAUCACCGGUGUGGAAGGCCGACUUGUCACCUUGGAAAACAAAGAGAUCAGAGAACAUGACCAGAAACAGGGUUAG
Molecule: messenger RNA, 1143 nt
Organism: Ilyonectria robusta
Lineage: Eukaryota; Fungi; Ascomycota; Sordariomycetes; Hypocreales; Nectriaceae
Exons: 4
Coding region: 1-1143 (380 amino acids)
Molecular function (GO): CoA-ligase activity
Source: RefSeq, a predicted model, not a curated record